Caenorhabditis elegans is the source of this 845-nucleotide messenger RNA. NCBI's taxonomy places the organism in Eukaryota, Metazoa, Nematoda, Chromadorea, Rhabditida, Rhabditidae. The record is from the annotation of a RefSeq genome assembly.
AUGGUAGGCGUAUUCAUCUCCCGGGGGAGUGACGGGUGUUCUCCGACGGAUCUCCUAUCAUUUUACAUUUAUCCUGGGCGACUGGUGGUUGCCUUUUGUUUUUUCUCUAGUCAUUUUUUGCUGGUUCUGUGGAUUCCUUUACGUUAAUUGUAUAGUUUUGCCGAUCUGAUUUUACUCUACAAAAACCUCAUUCUUGAGUUUUCCCUCUCCGAGAGCGGCCGUAUUUUUGCAACUUUUCUCUAUUGUUUUGUCUCCCGCCUACAAAAUGAUCUCAUACAGUCUUUAUUGCCGUGAGUGCCGAUUUGUGGCCCCAGACGAAAUGGCUCUCCAGAGCCACUUCGAGGACGUCCACGAGGGAUUCCGGCAACCGCCCCCCCCCCCCCCUCGUAAGCGAACUGGAGCUCAACCGGUUUACCCGGCUGCCGCCAAUGACCCGGGUGAUGAGCUGCCCCGUCUACCUGGCUCGCUACAACGACUUUGGCCAACUGCAGCAACACGUGUUGGAGGAGCACCCCCCACGACUUCACGCGGGUUCCAUGGUGCACACGGCACCCCAUGUGCUCCGGGACUGGAUCCGGCUCGUGGUACGGAAAUUGGGGGCUGACAGUUUGACCCACUUCGGUUUGGGAUGGCUCGAAAAAGUGGGGUUCGACGCGCCAGAGAUCUUUGAAGUCUCAAUGAUCUGAGCCACUCCCGAAGCCAGCAGCACCAGCGGCGCCAUCUGCAACUUCUCAUUGCGACAUUGUGACAUUAUUAAUUUUAUUCUUUUUAUUAUCAUUAUUGCCAAUAAAUACAAAAAGUGUUACAAAAGUGUUAGAAAUAAAAAAAAGAUAGGGUGUCAAUAA